This is a messenger RNA of Colletotrichum scovillei, 1494 nucleotides long. Its product is annotated as hexose carrier protein. Gene Ontology annotation, biological process: transmembrane transport; carbohydrate transport. Gene Ontology annotation, molecular function: carbohydrate:proton symporter activity. Gene Ontology annotation, cellular component: membrane. The coding region runs from base 1 to 1494 and encodes 497 amino acids. The record is from RefSeq and is a predicted model, not a curated record. NCBI's taxonomy places the organism in Eukaryota, Fungi, Ascomycota, Sordariomycetes, Glomerellales, Glomerellaceae. The transcript has 4 exons.
AUGGCGACCAGCUCAGACUCCCUGAAAAAAGCCAAAAGCCUCGACAACCCUGAACACGUCGAGGACUUCAUCGACAAUGUCGAAAUCAACCUCAACCCCGCCGAAGAUGUAUCCUACGGCCGCAGUGGCUUCCGCGGCCUCGCCGAUUCUCCCUACGUCGGCGGCGCCGCUCUCCUGGCUUCGCUCGGUGGCUUCUCCUUUGGCUACGACCAGGGCGUUAUCUCCAUCAUCAACGUCAUGAAGCAAUUCCACGAUGUCUUCCCACAAGCCGCAACACCCUUCGGCAAGGGCUUCAUGACGGGCAUGCUCGAGUUUGGUGCGUUCCUCGGGUGUUUGUUCAUGCCUACGCUGGCCGACAAAAUUUCCCGUAAGAGGGCGCUAGCGGCCGUUGUGGUCAUCUUCAACAUUGGUGCUAUCAUGCAGACCGCUGCGCCGAAUUAUGGAGUUUUGGUCACUGGCCGGACUAUCGGUGGUAUCGGCGUCGGAACACUUGCAAUGGGUUCUCCAAUCUACAUUUCCGAAAUUGCACCACCUAACCUUCGAGGUACUCUUCUCGUGCUCGAAUCUGUCUCCAUCGUCCUCGGGGUCGUCGUCUCCUUCUUCAUUACCUACGGAACCCGUCACAUGACCGGAGAGAUCGCCUUCCGUCUCCCUCUCGGUCUCCAGAUGGUCUGCGCGACCGGCCUCGGCAUCGGCAUCCUCUUCUACCCCUAUUCUCCUCGUUGGCUCGCCCUCGUCAACAGGCCCCAGGAAGCUCUCGACUCCCUCGUCCGCCUCCGCCGACUGCCCGCCGACGACCACCGCAUUCAGGCUGAGCACCGUGGCAUCAUCAGUGAGGUCGAAGUGCAGAAGAUCAUGCAGGAGAAGUACCACCCCGGAAAACGUGGCCUGAGGCUCGAACUCGCUGGUUGGCUGGACCUCUUCUCCCCGCGUCUCUGCGGAAUAAACGCGUUUAUAUACUACGCCCCGACCUUAUUCCAGUCUCUCGGACAGUCGGAGGAGAUGGCGCUCGUCAUGUCCGGUGUAUUCAACGUCCUACAGCUCGUCGCCAACUGGAGCGCCAAUACCGCUGCGGGAUGGGCCGCCGUUGCCAUGGCCUUCCUCUUCGUUCUCCUUUACGGAGUCUCCUACUCCCCUCUGGGCUGGGCCCUUCCCGCAGAAGUCUAUCCCAACUCACACCGCUCCAAGGGUGUUGCCCUGGCUACCGCGACCGUGUGGCUUUUCAACUUCAUCGUCGGCGUUGCGACCCCGCCAAUGAUGGACAAGCUCGGGUUUGGGACUUACGUCUUCUUUGGAGCCUGGUGCUUCCUCUCCUCCGUCUGGGCCUUCUUUCUCGUCCCCGAGACCAAGGGCAGGACGCUGGAGCAGAUGGACGAGGUCUUCAAGGAUACUUCUGCGCAGGAGGAGAAGGAUAUUAUCCGGCAGCAGAUCCUCGCCCAGCGUGCGCAACCGCAGACCGGUGCUGGGGUGGAGGGAGCUAAGUACUCUGUUUGA